Molecule: messenger RNA, 2262 nt
Organism: Saccharomycopsis crataegensis
Lineage: Eukaryota; Fungi; Ascomycota; Saccharomycetes; Ascoideales; Saccharomycopsidaceae
Product: Lmo1 protein
Exons: 1
Coding region: 1-2262 (753 amino acids)
Source: RefSeq, a predicted model, not a curated record
AUGUCAUUAAAAGAAAAUCCAGAGUCGUUAGACUCUGUUCGUAUCAGCCACCUCAUUGACAAGUUCAAGAGUGCCCAUCCAGAAGAACCACUUCCUCUUUCUGAUGCGUUACAGUAUUUGAACUAUUGCAUCUCAAACGUGGUCAAUAAGUUUGAUCGUCAAGAAAAGGUCAACAGCGUUUGUGUGAUUGCUAAUUUGUCAGGCAGAUUGCCAAAGCUGAAUCAAGUGGCCGAGUUGUUCGACGAGACUUUUUUCAACGAGCUUAUCAAGAUUGGGAUUCAAAAGCCAAAUAGCCGUUUGGGAAAUGAAAUGCUCAAGAUCAUUAACAGCUUCCUCAGAGGCACAUUUGUCGAGGCUACAAGUGAGAAUGUUGGCGUUAAAAUAGCUAAUGACCUUUUCAUGGCACUCCAAACCAAUAUUUCGAUCCUUGACGUUGUUUGCAAGAGGCUCGAUGAAAGCGAUCAAAUUGGGAAGUACCUAUGCUAUGAGUUUGUGGCUUACUUGUUUUAUGGACUUCAGAAUUAUGGUUUUGAAUUCUUCAGCGUGUUCUUAGAUAUCACUAGAAAAAUAGCGUUAAUCGAUGUGUGUGAAAACGUCUUUCGGGAGAAUGAAAGUAACCCGAAGCUUUUCAAAGAUUACUGCACUUUUACUGAAGCCUGUCAGGUAGGGCUUUCUGCGAUGAAUGUGAUAUCACAGAACAUCAAAUUUGACCCACAAAAUCCUCAUCAUGAAAAACUUGUUGAAAAGGUGUUGCGUUACACCAAAAAAUAUAGUCUUGGUAGCAUCGAGAAAGACGAAGAAAUUUUCGAGAAAUCAGGGAUUACAAGAGAUCCAAUCAACUUCAUUAGCCAGAAUUUUAGUGUUUCUGCUAUUCAUAACGCGAAGAUAUUUCUUUCUAGAAAUAAUGAAGUGUUCCGCAAGAAGUAUUACGAACAGUUGAUCCUCGCCACCCCUCAAAAUUGCUUCCCAGUUUUGAAGAUGUGUUUUGCCCUUAGUGAUUUCAUCACGAAAGACUUGUUCUUUUCGUUUUCUGAGAAUCCAGUUCAUGAAGAGAUUUCCAAACGGAAUUUCAGCAAACUUCAGUACUAUUUCCCAUGUUUUGAUACGGUGUUUGCCACAUGUAUGAUGCUAUCGCUCGAUUUUUGGAGCAAUUCUCGAGCCGAAAACCAUAGCAACGAGGAAGGUUUGAAUGAUGAUGAUGUUAUGGUAAUGAUUAACCUUCUUAAGGCGGUGUUGAAGGAUGCCAAUGGGAGAGUCUGUGCUUCAAAGAACGAAACUGACCUUCCUAUCUGUACCACAGAAUUAUUGGAAUUGCUCAGAACUUAUUCAUUCCAACGUGCCCGGGACUUGCAAUACAAGCAGGUGUUUAGUAGCCGUGAAAAGUGUUGGGGGGUUGACAUUGGGUCGUUUGAUAACCGACUUGAACUCGAAGUUGGCAAUUUUGUCAGAGAAGAACGGACUUUGCAAUUGAUCAGUGGGUCGUGGUUUCAUUUUGAGGAUCCCAGAAUUUCUGAGCCAAAAUUCCCGCAUCAAUCGAACUUGCCUGGUGCAUCAGCAACCGGAGGAGGGCCCACCAGUAUUGCGUCGACUCGACAAAAACGUUCGAAGAAAGCUUAUGUUUGCUUGGCCCCAAAUAGACAACAUAUUCUUUAUAAAGAGUUUUCCUCGAAAGUCAAUCUUGAUGAGCCCCAAGUGCUUGAAAAGCUGGACUCAAAACACAUUCAAAUCUCAGCAAUUCGUGAUAUCAAAGUCACGGCGUUGAACAACGCCGCUGCUGGGUCUUUAACUUCGUCAUUAUCUGAUGGUUUAGGUAAGAGUUCUUCCAAUGCCUCGAGAUUCACUAGUCUUUUCAUCAACAUAAAAUCACGGAAUGUAUUCCAUAGACUCACAUUAUUCGAUCGUCUGGGUAAAGAAAUUGUGUCAUUCUACACGGAUACUGCGGAACUCGCCUCAGUAUGGGCGGACGGUCUCAAGUUAUUGUUGCAAAAAUCAGUGGACUCCGUGAGUGAGUUUACCAAAGAGCAGAUUGGCAAAUUGUUUGACGUUCGUCGUACCGUGCAGUUCAUGGGGAUUGUUGACGAGGAAUCACUUAAGUGGAACUCAAUUGAAUUGAUGACGAGCAGACCUCGUGUUGUCAUUUCCGCCAAACGGAGUACUGAUAAAACAAACGAGAAGGUGGCAGUGAGUGAAGAAACCGAUGAGGAUUUGUAUGAUUACAACCAGUUGAUUGAUGCGAGUGAUGGAUUUUUCUACAAUGGUUAG